Molecule: messenger RNA, 1358 nt
Organism: Acanthoscelides obtectus
Lineage: Eukaryota; Metazoa; Arthropoda; Insecta; Coleoptera; Chrysomelidae
Source: the annotation of a GenBank genome assembly
AUGGAACUCAACCGAGAACAUUUUCGCGCCAUAAUUUAUUACAACUUUCAGAGACAAUUAUCGCAACAAGAAUGCCUUGCUGAGUUACUGUCUGUUUUCGGAAACCAAGCGCCACAUCAGUCGACAAUUUCCCGUUGGUAUGGAGAAUUCAAACGUGGACGGGUGAGUUCUAGCGACGAUCCCAGGGUGGGUGCACCAAAAACAGCAGUCAACCAGGAAAACGUCGAUGCUGUGCGCAAACCUAUCAUUGAAGAUAGACAUGUGACAUAUCGCGAGAUUGAGGCGUCCUUGAAGAUCUCAAAUACCUCAAUUCAAAAAAUUGUACAUGACGAAUUAGGAGUAAGAAAAUCAGUUUCUCGUUGGAUACCCCACCUGUUGACUGAACAGCAGAAAGCAGCCAGGUUAAUUGGUGUCAAAAAACGCUUGGCCGUUUCAAUUCCGGAAACUCAAAAAAUGUACAGCAUUGUUAGUGGUGAUGAAUCGUGGAUUUACUGUUAUGAACCAGAAAAUAAACGACAGUCGGGUGUUUGGGUUGUUUCGAAAAAUAUGGUCGCGACAUUUGUGUCAAAAGCGGGUCAUAUUGCAACAAUUCCUCUUAAUCAGCAAAGAACUGUUACUGCGGAUUGGUAUACCACCAUUUGUUUGCCAAAAGUCAUCACCGAGCUUCGAAAAAUCAACCCCGCAAGAAGAAUCACCGUCCACCAAGACAAUGCAAUUUCUCGUUGGAUACCCCACCUGUUGACUGAACAGCAGAAAGCAGCCAGCAUUGUUAGUGGUGAUGAAUCGUGGAUUUACUGUUAUGAACCAGAAAAUAAACGACAUGUUUCGAAAAAUAUGGUCGCGACAUUUGUGUCAAAAGCGGGUCAUAUUGCAACAAUUCCUCUUAAUCAGCAAAGAACUGUUACUGCGGAUUGGUAUACCACCAUUUGUUUGCCAAAAGUCAUCACCGAGCUUCGAAAAAUCAACCCCGCAAGAAGAAUCACCGUCCACCAAGACAAUGCAAGUUCGCACACCGCCCAAAAAACAAGGCAGUAUUUAACGGAAGAAAACGUGGAAUUACUGGACAAUCCUCCAUAUAAUCCCGAUCUAAGUCCUACCGAUUUCUUUACUUCCCCGAAAAUUAAAAACAGACUGCGUGGUCAAAGGUUCCAGUCACCAGAAGAAGCAGUUGACGCAUUCAAAAAUGCCAUUUUGGAUCUGCCAGCAAACGAGUGGAAUAAGUGCUUCGAAAAUUUUUUAGAGCGCAUGCAGAUGUGUAUUAAUCUUCGUGGAGAAUACUUCGAAAAACAAUAAAGUCAUUUAAAACUACCUACCGUGUUGUUUUAUUUCCAUAUGCAAAACUUAAAAUACAUCCCUCG